UGGUGUGACUUUCUAGUGAUUACAACCGGAAGUGACUAACAUUGGAUUAAGGAAACGGUCCGUCUGUCAAGGAAGUCGCCGGAUUAGAAAUUUAGAAAAUAACGCUUGCUAAAAUGAAGAAUUGUCAAUACAAUACUAUCAGAAUAUGUUUCGCUGUCUGAAGAACUAGCUGUUUUGGGUUAGUUUAAGAUAGUCGGUAAAGGGGCGAACCUUGCAGAACGGCUAAAGUACUUGUUGAUUUUAGUUGGCAAGUACUGUUCAUUUUAGUUGGCUUGAUGUUGGUGUUUGUUGCUUGUCUUCAACUAGCUAGCAGACAACAGUGUAGCUAAGUAAACGCAAUGUUCACCUAAACUGACUGAAGUAAAAUGGAACGUAUUCGAGUUUAUCUGGAGGGUCUUAAGCAAGGAUUGCAAAUUGAUGUCCUGCGGGACGUCGGACGUCAAUAUCCUGUCAUCUGCUUUCUCCUGGUUUUUAUGCUUUUCUCAACCGUUCUUUUAAAUCGGUAUCUCCACAUUCUAAUGGUGUUUUGGUCCUUCCUGGCUGGGGUGAUUACAUUCUAUUGCUCCCUUGGUCCGGAGUCCCUUCUUCCAAACAUCCUGUUCUCCAUAAAGCCAAAAAACAAACAGCAGGCGCAACAGGAGUUGUUUCCGUUGGGACACAGCUGUGCGGUAUGUGGGAAAGUAAAGUGCAAACGUCACAGGCCAACAUUACUCCUGGAAAAUCAUCAGCCAUGGUUGGACUUGAAAGUAUAUUCCAAAGCGGACGCUUCCAUAUCCGAGGUGCUCGAGUUGGUUCUGGAGAAUUUUGUGUAUCCCUGGUACAGGGACAUCACAGAUGAUGAGGCGUGCAUAGAUGAACUGAGAAUGACUUUCCGGUUCUUUGCGUCUGUGUUAGUUCGACGUGCCCAAAGGGUCGAUGUUCCCUCGAUUAUUUCUGGGAAAAUGAUGAAAGCUGCCAUGAAGCAUGUCGAAAUCAUUACAAAGGCUAAGCAGAAAGUGAAGACCACAGAGGGUUUGCAGCAGGCUGCUCUGGAUGAAUACGGUCCUGACAUUCAUGUUGCCCUGCGCAGUCGCAGGGAUGAGCUUCUAUAUCUCCGGAAGCUGACGGAGAUGCUGUUUGCCUAUCUAAUGCCCCCCAAAGCCACUGACUGCAGAUCUCUUGCUCUGCUGAUGCGAGAGGUCAUGGUGGGGUCUGUCUUCCUGCCCACCAUGGACUUCAUGGCUGAUCCUGAUACAGUAAACCUCAUGGUGCUAAUAUUUGUUGAUAAAUCUCCACCUGAACAGGCCACAGAGCCCCCGUCCACCUUAGUUCCAUUCCUGCAGAAAUAUGCUGACCCUCGUACCAAGAAGACAUCUGUGCUGAAACUGGAGCUGAAGGAGAUCAGGGAGCAGCAGGACCUUCUCUUCCGCUUCAUGAACUUCCUGAAGCAAGAGGGGGCCGUGCAUGUGCUCCAGUUCUGUCUCACCGUGGAGGAGUUCAACGAUAAGAUCCUGCGUCCGGAGCUGAGCGACACUGAGCUGCAGCGGCUGCAUGGAGAGGUGCAACACUUCCACGAGACCUACUGCCUGGAGGAGAGCGUGGACAAGAUCAACUUUGACCCCUUUAUCGUUGAGGAAAUACGGAACGUUGCACAGGGUCCGUACCAGGGAGUGGUGAGACUGCAGACCAUGCGCUGCUUGUUUGAGGCCUAUGAGCAUGUGCUGUCGCUGCUGGAGAACGUCUUCACCCCCAUGUUCUGCCACAGUGACGAGUAUUUUCGACAUCUGCUGAGGGGGGCAGAGUCGCCCAGGAGGGACUCCAGAAUAAACAGGAAUAGUCUGAGUUUGGAUGAUAUCAGGAACACUUCAAAGCGAGGGGAGACCUUUGGCAUAAGCAGGAUCGGCAGCAAAAUCAAAGGUGUAUUCAAAAGCACCACCAUGGAAGGUUCUCUACUGCCGUAUUCCAUGGUCGACGCCGAAGAUGAAACGGUGGAGGAGGCCACGAUAGUGGUUGAGGACGACACGCCGGCUGAGAUCAGCUCCACCCCAGGAGCCCUGAGGAACCUGUCAGCCUGGAGCAUCACCAUCCCCUACAUUGACCUCUACGACGACGAGGUCAAGAGGGAGAGGGUCCCUGUGUUCUGUAUUGACGUGGUGCGCAACGACAGGAAGGAAGUUGGACAUGAAACUGAGACUUGGUCCAUCUUCAGAAGAUACUUGGAAUUCUACGUUCUAGAAAAUAAGCUCACAGAGUUUCAUGGCUCAUUUGCAGAUGCACAGCUUCCCUCCAAGAGAAUUAUUGGACCAAAGAACUGUGAGUUCUUGGCUUCUAAGAGGGAGGAAUUUGAGGAGUAUUUGCAGAGACUGCUGCAGCACCCCGAGCUCAGUAACAGCCAGUUGCUGGCUGACUUUCUGUCUCCGAACAGUAUGGAAACUCAGUUCAUGGAAAAGAUGAUGCCUGAUGUCAACCUGGGAAAAAUAUUCAGGUCUGUUCCAGGAAAAAUUAUAAAAGAAAAAGGACAGAACCUGGAGCCCUUUAUCCAGUCCUUCUUUAACUCCUGUGAAUCUCCCAAACCCAAACCCAGUCGACCAGAACUCACGAUCCUUAGCUCUGCUGCGGAGAAAAGCAAAUUCAUCACUGACCUGUAUAAAAACAACGCUAACCUGUCAGAGUGUGUGGAGAAAAAACACAAUCACAACUACUUUAUGGAGAUGAUCUCAGUCGAAGGAAUGUAUGACUAUAUGAUGUUUUUGGGUCGAGUAGUGUUCCACAUGCCAGACUGGUUGCAUCACAUCCUGUCUGGCGGUCGCAUCCUGUUCAAGAACACCAUGGAGGCAUACAUGGAGAACUACAUUCAGCACAAACUGGACAUGAUCCUGCAGGAGCACCGUGUGGUCUCUCUCAUCACCAUGCUCAGAGAUGCAGUGUUCUGCGAGACCAGCGAGGAACGCACACCCCUAGACAAGCAGAGGAGAGCUAAGAAGGCGUUUGAAGAAAUGCUAAACUACUUGCCAGACUUUGUGGAGAAGUGCAUCGGGCAGGAGGCCAAGUACGAGGGCGUUCAGCUCCUCUUCGACGGUUUCCAGCAGCCACUUCUCAACAAGCAGAUGACGUACAUCCUGAUGGAUAUUGCUGUUGAGGAACUUUUUCCAGAGCUUGGCAGGGUAAACCAUCGACAAACAGAUGCACAGAGAGACUCAUCAGCCCAGAUGUAGUUCAUGGAUGUAGAUGGCAGCUUCCCUUUCCUGGAGCCAUGGGACAACCAGUACCCUUAGCAAAUUCCUAUGUCUCCACGAGCAUAUCGUAUCAACAUUCCAAUGUAUAAUAAUGCACUAAUAAAACAUAUUUAUUAAUUUUA
Messenger RNA from Esox lucius (northern pike), 3337 nucleotides. It is a transcript of the gene snx14, whose product is annotated as sorting nexin 14. Lineage: Eukaryota; Metazoa; Chordata; Actinopteri; Esociformes; Esocidae. Gene Ontology annotation, cellular component: late endosome. The record is from RefSeq and is a predicted model, not a curated record. Gene Ontology annotation, biological process: autophagosome maturation. Bases 366 to 3194 code for a protein of 942 amino acids. The transcript is spliced from 29 exons. Gene Ontology annotation, molecular function: phosphatidylinositol-3,5-bisphosphate binding.